Molecule: messenger RNA, 1617 nt
Organism: Symbiodinium natans
Lineage: Eukaryota; Dinophyceae; Suessiales; Symbiodiniaceae
Source: the annotation of a GenBank genome assembly
AUGUCGCAGGAUCCUGCAUGGUCCCUGCUCGCUGCGGGUAUGUUGUCCCCUUUGCAGCAAACAUGGCUUGCACAAAAGCUUGCGCAGACGCAGACCAUGCCUGUUGCUGCGUCCUCUACUCUGGAUGCACAGACGGUGUACCUGCAAGCACUGCAGCAACUGGAGACGGAACGCUUGUUGCGAGCUCACGCAGAUGCAAGCCACAGUGUGGGUGCGCCUACCACGCAGACUGAAGCUGAGAAAGCAGAGGCUGCUACUCCUGCCACUGCAAACACGUCUGGUGACAAGAAGACCGAGCCGGACCAAAAAACACCUUUGCAGAUGGAAGAAGAGGACUUGACACGCAAAAGGAAACAAAUGGCUGAGAAAGAUGAUGAGUAUGUGCGACAGUACCAGAAUGUGCAACGGGAUCAGCAGGAGAGGAGCACCCCUGCUGACACUAAGCCAGCCGUGGAUCCAGACGUUCGCAAGAACAGCCAUGCUCAUAUGGCACGACGUGUUGGCAAGUUUCGCUUGGAGCAUGGCACCCUGGAAAUCUUCGCCAAGUUCGUCCCCAAUGAAGUAGAGCCAAGCGGUAUCGCAGAGACAAAGAAGGCAACGGGGUCCAGACCGCCUGUACUGCUAAUCCCGCAGACGAAGAAGAUGCCGUCCCCGCCAACGCGACAGACCAGCAAGGUUCCAGUGCCGCCCCCCGGACCUCCGCCCGCACAUGUUCUACGUCAGGAAGCCAACACGGAAGAAGAUGUCGAAGUUCAGGUAAAGUUUCUUGCUUACAUGGAGGCACAGAAGGACAUCAAGCGCAUUACUGACUUUGCAGAAGAGGGUACCAUGAAGAUCAAGAAGGAGGCGCACACACCCAGUCCUCGCAAGCGUGGCAGAGAGAAGAAGACAAGACAAAAAGAGCAGUGUACACCCAGACGGUUGUUCGUAACGCCGAAGACGAAAGGAAAGGAGGUGAACUCGGAUGCUGAGGGGUCGGACCAGGAUGCAGGCACACAGUCAGAUGAUGAUGAGGACGGAGAUGUACUGGGUGGCAAGUUUAAGCCCACGUUGACCCCGCAAAGCUCUGCACGACGGAGGCGUCGCAAGACAGCCUCCACCAAAAAAAAAGCAAAGAGGCCCAAGAAGCAGGAUCUCAGCCGAGAUGAUGAUGACCCCCCGUCCGCGCAGGAAGCAUCCGAACCGGAUCCAGAGCAUGCCGCCGAGACAACACAACCGCCAGGUUUUCAAGACAGCAGCAACCAGCAGAGAGCAGAAGAAGCAUAUGCUUCUGAGCUUGACAUUCUUCGUGGCAAGCUCGGUGAUGAUUGGCUCUCCGUGCUGCCUGGAUCCGCUUCCAAGACUCUUGUCUUUGCUCAUUCCGCUAGGAACGACCUGCUGUGCAUGAUGCGCAUCUUAGUCAGUGAAGACAUCCUGACGCUGUCCGAUGCGUUGGAGAAUCUUGCAGAUAUGGAACCAGGAGACAUCUCGAGUAUGCUGGGUGCCGAUGCUCAGAAAUGGUUUUAUGACCUCACGAUCAAGGGCAAGAAGCUCUUCCUUGCUUGGCCUCUUGCGGUCAAGGAGUACUGUGUGAGACGUCUUCUUCUGGACCUGGCACAUCACGCACAGGACUCAUGA